Messenger RNA from Penicillium pulvis, 2352 nucleotides. Its product is annotated as Ras GTPase activating protein IRA2. Gene Ontology annotation, biological process: regulation of GTPase activity; regulation of actin cytoskeleton organization. The record is from RefSeq and is a predicted model, not a curated record. Gene Ontology annotation, molecular function: GTPase activator activity; protein binding. The transcript has 3 exons. Bases 1 to 2352 code for a protein of 783 amino acids. Gene Ontology annotation, cellular component: cell cortex. NCBI's taxonomy places the organism in Eukaryota, Fungi, Ascomycota, Eurotiomycetes, Eurotiales, Aspergillaceae.
AUGUCAGUUGCGACGAUGCUUCAGCCUGCAUCGAGAAUAUCCCGAGCGUCCUCGUCCUCCUCUUCCUCGUUUCAACCCGUCGCACGACAGAACACCAUGUCGUCCCACGAUACGCGGUCGCUCCGCCAAUCCAAGCGGAUGUCAGUCACCGCGUUAUACCUGUCCAUGUCUGCCAAGGACAGGGAUUUGGAGAUCUCGGAUGAUUUGGCCAAAGCACAGAAACACUUGCGAGAACUCAAGUCCAAGAUCUCGUCCCAAUCCAAGAAGAACUUCGUGUUGGAAAAGGACGUACGAUACCUGGAUUCACGAAUUGCCUUGUUAAUUCAAAACCGAAUGGCCCUUGAGGAGCAAAAUGAAGUCGCAAGCCACCUCGACGAUACGGCCGACCCCCAGGAAGGUUUCUUCCCCAACGAUGAGAAAACCCAGAAAUACGGCAACCUUCUGUUCCUUCUACAAUCGGAGCCCCGCCACAUUGCUCACUUGUGUCGACUUGUUUCCAUGGCGGAGAUCGAUUCUCUAUUGCAGACCGUCAUGUUCACCAUUUACGGUAACCAGUACGAGAGCCGUGAAGAGCACCUUUUGCUCACCAUGUUCCAAUCCGUCCUUACCUACCAGUUCGAUAACACCCCAGAAUACUCCUCCCUCCUGCGCCAGAAUACCCCUGUGUCUCGUAUGAUGACCACAUACACGCGACGUGGCCCCGGUCAAAGUUACCUGAAGCAGGUCCUCGCCGACCGCAUCAACUCCUUGAUCGAAUUGCGCGAUGUUGAUUUGGAGAUCAAUCCCCUGAAGGUUUACGAGAGCAUGGUGAAGCAGAUCGAAGAAGAGACCGGCACCCUUCCAGACUACCUUGCCCGCUCGGUCACUGCAGAAGAUGCUGCGGCGAAUGAGCAGGUGCAAGCCAUCAUUGCUCCUCGCCUGAAGAUGUUAUCCGACAUUGCAAAUGGCUUCUUGACCACUAUCAUCGACUCGGUUGACGAGACUCCGUACGGAAUCCGGUGGAUUUGCAAGCAGAUUCGCAGUUUGUCCCGCCGCAAGUAUCCCGAUGCACAGGACCAGACCAUCUGUACUCUGAUCGGCGGCUUCUUCUUCCUCCGCUUUAUCAACCCUGCUAUUGUGACUCCUCGCUCUUAUAUGCUGAUUGACGCGACCCCUACCGACAAGCCCCGCCGGACUCUGACGCUAAUUGCCAAGAUGCUGCAGAACUUGGCCAACAAACCCUCGUACGCCAAGGAGCCUUAUAUGGCCAGCCUACAGCCUUUCAUUGAGUCCAACAAGGAGCGCGUGAACAAGUUCCUGCUCGAUCUGUGUGAAGUUCAAGAUUUCUACGAGAGUCUUGAGAUGGACAACUACGUCGCUCUCUCCAAGCGCGACCUUGAGCUCCAGAUCACACUGAAUGAAAUGUAUGCCACUCACGCUCUGUUGGAGAAGCACACUGCGGCGCUGGCCCAGGAUCAACACUCGCAUCUUUCUCUACUGCUUCAGGAACUUGGAGCUGCGCCCCCACAGGUUCCUCGCAAAGAGAACCGCACCAUUACUGUGCCUUUGUUCAGUCGGUGGGAAACCGCCUUGGAUGAUCUGACGGCUGCCUUGGACAUUACCCAAGAGGAGGUAUUCUUCAUGGAGGCCAAGUCAACCUUCGUUCAGAUUCUCCGGUCCUUGCCUCCCAAUUCGUCGGUCGCGCGUCGGCCUCUUCGGCUGGACCGCAUUGCCGAAGCCGCCGCCACCCUGAAGAAUGACGCUGUUAUGGUACGGAAGGGAAUCCGCACCAUGGAACUGCUGAGUCAGCUGCAAGACAUGGGUGUGAUCGAUCGAUCGGAUGAGUUCAGUCUUCUCCGUGAUGAGGUGGAGCAAGAAUUAGUGCACCUUGGUUCGCUAAAGGAGAAGGUGCUUGAGGAAACACGGAAACUCGAAGAGGUUUUCGCCACGAUCCGCGAUCACAACGCGUAUCUAGUAGGCCAGCUUGAAACUUACAAGUCCUAUCUCCACAACGUGCGCAGCCAAUCCGAGGGCAAACAGCGGAAGAAGGAAAAGCACCAGGAACUUGGUCCCUAUAAGUUUACCCACCAGCAAUUGGAGAAGGAGGGUGUCAUCCGCCGCAGUAAUGUGCCGGAGAACCGCCGGGCGAACAUCUAUUUCAUGUUCAAGAGCCCUCUUCCCGGCACUUUCGUCAUUAGCCUGCACUACAAGGGCCGUGCCCGCGGGCUUUUGGAGCUUGAUCUCAAGCUUGAUGACCUUUUGGAGAUGCAGAAGGACAGCCUGGAGGACCUUGACUUGGAGUAUGUCCAGUUCAAUGUCAGCAAGGUCUUGACUCUUCUGAACAAGCGAUUUGCACGAAAGAAGGGGUGGUAA